Messenger RNA from Onychostoma macrolepis, 1015 nucleotides. Its product is annotated as CD209 antigen-like protein D. The transcript is spliced from 5 exons. The record is from RefSeq and is a predicted model, not a curated record. Lineage: Eukaryota; Metazoa; Chordata; Actinopteri; Cypriniformes; Cyprinidae. The coding region runs from base 18 to 692 and encodes 224 amino acids.
UUCCUGUUACACAUAGGAUGGAUAGAGAAGAUAAAGAAAUGAUGGAUAUCUAUGCUAAUGUAGAUCCUCAAGACAGGACAGAAACAGAAAACUCAUACACCAGAAGACACCAAACACCUCAACACACAGAAAGUGACUGUGUGAGGACGAGAAGCUCCAGAGCAUUUACAGUGUGUUUGGCGAUGCUGUGUGUUCUUCUGCUGACUGCAGUCAUAGUGCUGGGAGUCAAAUUCAAUAAAAACUACACAGAAGAGACACACCAGCAACUAAACAAAGAAGAGAGAGCUUGCUUACCAAAUAAUUGUGACCUGAUUAAACAAAGAGAGAACAUGGAUGGAUGGGUGUGCUAUCAAUCCAGUCUUUACUUCAUCUCUUUUGAGAUGAAGAACUGGGAUGAGAGCAGAACAUACUGUAAGAACAAAGGAGCAGAUCUGAUCAUCAUUAACAAUAGUGAGGAACAAGACUUUAUUAAAAGGGUUCCUGGUGAUACAGGAGUCUGGAUUGGUCUGAGUGACAGAGAUGUAGAGGACACAUGGAAAUGGGUUGAUGGCAGCAAAAUGACUCCUAUGUUAUGGAGGUCUCGAGAGCCCAAUGGAAAUACAAACGAGAACUGUGUUUUGGCUUUUGCAUCAGGGUGGAUUGAUCAUGGGUGUCAUAAAACAUUUAAAUGGAUCUGUGAGAAGAAUAUUUAAUGUGAGUUAUUAAAUGAGAUGCAAGUUUAUGUAAUAUAAUACAUAGAGGAACAAUUAUGUUUGUUAAAUACGUGAAACAACGAUCAACUGCAAAUGUUUGUGUGUGUAAACGGUGUAUUCUUCUACAAGAAAAAAAAGGUUUUGAAAACAAUUUCACUCUGAAAUUGCUAGUAAAUUUCACAAACAAUGAAGAAAUGGCAACACAUUGAGUUAAAUGUGAAAUCUCGAAGUAGAAAAACUUUUUUCUUUUAAUAAUGUAAUCCAAUAAUCUGUUUUAUUUUUCUUUAUUUUUUUGUAACUUUGAAAAAAUACCUUCAUUAUUA